Molecule: messenger RNA, 2715 nt
Organism: Puccinia graminis f. sp. tritici CRL 75-36-700-3
Lineage: Eukaryota; Fungi; Basidiomycota; Pucciniomycetes; Pucciniales; Pucciniaceae
Exons: 5
Coding region: 327-2447 (706 amino acids)
Biological process (GO): biosynthetic process
Molecular function (GO): intramolecular lyase activity; geranylgeranyl diphosphate synthase activity
Source: RefSeq, a predicted model, not a curated record
ACCAACCCUGCGGAGUUUGACUUUUAUUCUCCCAGAUUUAGCUGAGCCAAGCCAGGCUCAAAAGAAUUGAUCCCUAGAUACCGCUAGCCUGUCUUACUGGUGUUCCCUUACUGAAGAAGUUUGAGAAACUCAUCUCUCCCCUGGCCUCGAUAGUAAUAUAAAACUGCCUUGAGGAUCGUAGAAAAAGGGUAACAGCGAUCUACAUAUCUUCUAUCUCUGUGUGUACCACUCCUGCCAGUUUCAAUCCAGAAUCUCCGAACCAUCCUUGGCCAAUAAAUAUUAAACAGUCUCUUCUCUGACAUCUCACCGCCCGUAUCCCUUCCGCGAUGUUGCUGACUUAUUGGUUAUUCCAUCUCAUUUUUACGCUACCGCCUACGAUUUUGCUCCAUUUGGUCUUGAGGCCGAUGUUGUCUUCCAGGGACACGUUCCGCUUGACAUUUUUAGUUACAAUGGCUGUAUUCUACACGCUUCCAUGGGAUAGUUACAUCAUAAAAAACAAAGCUUGGGGUUAUCCUGAUUGGUCGGUCUUGUUCACGUUGUUCGAAGUGCCUAUUGAGGAGAUCUUCUUCUUCAUUAUUCAGACUUUCUUUGCGACAUAUAUUUACACUUUGUUCACGAUCCCAAUUAUUCCAGCACUCUACAUUCUUCCAGGACCGAAUGAUCUUGAGCAUCGGUCACCGACCGUUUGGAAGCUCUUGCGUUGGGGCCCAAGCAUUGGGUUUUUAACGGUGUCCAUUGUCUCUUGGCUUUUAUGCCAGCCAGGGCAUAGGCUGUUUUAUCUUACCGCGACUGGUUUUUGGGCCUCACCAAUUUGUGGUGGCCUCUGGGCCCUCGGAGGCGAUCACGUGAUUCGGCGACCGUAUUCUAUCAUGAUCUCUAUUAUAAUCCCCACGAUCUAUCUUAGCUUUACCGACAUCAUAGCCAUCCGGAACGGCACCUGGUUCAUCUCACCAAUCACCAGCACCGGAAUAUUUGUUGCUCCCGAUUUGCCCCUUGAGGAAUUUACAUUCUUUGGAAUCACCAACGUUCUUCUGGUGCUUGGACUAGCGGCGAUUGAAAAAUUCGAUGCCAUCGCGGACACCUGGCCUGAGUUAUAUCGUCGAUCAUCCAUUUCUUCAAGCCACUCAUCCAAAAGCGCGUAUUCUGGAAAUGCCCCAAUUAGCUUUUGGUCUCAAUUCCAAGAUUUGAUUCAGGCUAUCAAUAUGGGCACUCGACUAGAGGCAAGAAUAAGUAAAUUCACUCCGGCUUCUUCCGAAAGGAUUCAACAACUCAAUCGUACUUUGGAAGUCUUAAGCGUUGCCAGUAAAAGCUUUUACUCUGCCAGUUUCAUCUUCCCCAACUUUUGUGCAAUUCGCUCGAAAUUCGUGAUUCUUUAUGGGUUUUGCCGCGAGACAGACGAUUUGAUCGACCACGCAGUUGACAAACAGGAAGCUAGAAAAGUGGUCGAAAUGUGCAAGGAAUUUUUAGACUUACUAUGGCCUACCGAUCACAAAGAUGCCAAGGACGUUCGGUCUAAUCCCGGACUCUUCCCCCCAGAUACUGAUUUGGGUUCGAAAGAAAUCGAAUUUCAAUCAAGACUUGAGGAAUUUGUCAUCGCCAAGGUACCCGAGAAAUCCCGCCCUACAUUUUUAAUAUUUUCAACAAUGCGCAAGAUUUUAAGACGAGAACCUUUUGACGAGUUGAUAAGCGGGUAUGAAUACGAUUCGAUCGAGUUUGUCAAUAAGGAGAUAAAAAAUGAAGAUGACUUGAUGCAGUACUCGCGAUGGGUGGCAGGCUCGGUUGGUGAAAUGUGUGUUUCAAUCAUGUGGUGGGUCUACGGAGCUUCGGAAAAUGAAAUCGAACGGCAGUCGAUUCUUCGCGCCGCUAACGAGAUGGGUUGUGCCCUCCAACUCAUCAACAUUGCGCGUGACGUGAAGGAAGACGCGAAAAUUGGCAGAAUAUACGUACCCAAGGUUUGGUUUGAAGGCCAAGUCGAUGGAUUACGAUUAACCGAUUGGGAGAAUUUGAAAAAUCAGACCGGACUUGAAACCUUCCCGUAUGAGAUCGUAGCCGGGAAGUUGUUAGAGAUCGCCAAUCAGUACCAAGCUCGAAGCAAACAAGCCAUCGAACGAUUGCCGCUCGCGUUCCGACCCGGAAUCAGAGCUGCUACAAGAGUUUACAUUGAAAUUGGAGAAAAAAUAAGAUCUAGAUUUCAAGCUGCAAGCCCAGGCGUAUCUCACAACGACCAUCAAAGCCCACCGUACAACGAUCUCAAAACCGCUACCAAUGACUGCGCAGUCCAGGCAAUCGGACAUUGCGAGAAGCAAUCCCGAUCAAAAAUUAUCACCAGUUGGGGCGAAAAGGAGUUCAGUCGUGGCCAUAAAUGGAAUGGAGAUCGGAUCUUUCUCACUCAGUUUCAACGACUCAUGGUUGUGGCUCGAGAAUUAUGGGGACUUGGUGGAAAAUGAGCUCACAUCUUAUCUCAUCAAUAUUAUAUAUAUACUGAAAGCUACUGAAAGACACAUGAAAUGAGUGCCUGUUUUCAAAUUUCCACCCUUGACGACUUGACAAAUGUUUUGUUUUAUUCUCUCUCUCUCUCUCUCUCUUUCCCCCACUAUUCAUUAUGAUUUCUCUAUCCUUUUGUGUAGCGGAGUCAUAUAUGAUUAUAGAUCUUGUAUAAGAAGAAUUGUUCCGAUGCUGACAAUAGAAAUGUUCAAGUUGAAUGACGGCCUCUAC